AUGACAACAACCCAGGCACACUCCGCUCAUUAUCUCGCCACCCCUCUAUCACCUGCUUGCCUGGACCUCUCUCCCCGUGGACAACAACACCGCCAAAGCUCUCCUCCUCACCCCAAAAGAAAUCACCGCUUCUCCCCCGGAAACCCCCCCGGCGGCGGCGGAAACGCAGGGAACCCCCCACCGGCACCAGGAGGCGGCGGAAACGGCAGACCACCCGCACCCGGCGGCGGGAACCCCACAGGCGGAAACGGCGGCGGCGCACCACCGGCCCCAGGCAUUGGAAACGGCGGUGGCGCCCCCGACCCGGCCGGCGCACCGGGACCACCAGGCGGCGGCGGGAAAGGCGGCGGGAACGGAAAUGCCGGCGCUCCACCAGAACCACCACCAGCACCCGCGCCACCACCUGGAGCUCCACCCGCCCCAAACGGCGGCGGCGGCAUCCCCGGCGGCAGGCCAGGCAUGCCCGGGAUGGGAAAGGGCGGCGGCGGCAUCCCGGCCGGGAAGGGUGGCAUCAUGCCCGGGAUGGGCGGCAUCCCCGGCAGCGGCGGCGGCAUGCCCAUGCCUCCUGGUCCGCCUCCUGGUCCUCCCGGUCCGCCUCCCGGUCCGCCUCCUCCCAUACCCAUGGGCCCUGCGCCGGGCCCGAGCCCGAAGCCUCCACCGCCGGGCUGGUUAUGCGGCAGCAUGGGGUUGGCGUGGGCUUGGCCUUCGGCGGCGUAG
Molecule: messenger RNA, 717 nt
Organism: Chaetomium globosum CBS 148.51
Lineage: Eukaryota; Fungi; Ascomycota; Sordariomycetes; Sordariales; Chaetomiaceae
Exons: 1
Coding region: 1-717 (238 amino acids)
Source: RefSeq, a predicted model, not a curated record